UUCAUUGUCGGUAGAGCCCCAAACUGGCUGGUCUUCUUUUCGAGACAAUCAAUUUCCUUGUUUUACACUGAGGUAGUUACUGUUGCUUACAGAAUUAGUGCCUGAUGUACAGCUCCAGCCGGUUCCUUCGCUCCUAGCUUUGCUCUGUGACCCGCGAGGUGGACAAACGGUCCUCUGCCCGGUGCUGCACCAUCCCCGUUCCAUCGUUGACUCCAAUCAAAGCUCUUGCAUCUGGGUGGAAGCGCAAGGAGCAGCCAUGGCCCAAGCCAUUGUCCAAAGCUUAUGCAGGAAGCUCAGAUCCGCCAUCACCGUCGGAGAUGAGGCCACCGGCGAUUUGCAGGAAAUAAUGGAGACGCUGGAGGCCAUACAUCCGCUGCUGGAGGACGCCGAGAUGCGGUGUCUUUGUUUUAAGGAUGAUGUCCCCAGAGAGGGAUCGAAGGAAAUAAUGGAUACUACGCCGGAAGCCAUACAGCCGCUGCUAGAAGAUGCCCCCCAGCAAAUGGAGGGGAAGAAGGUGCAGGACUGGCUGCGGCGGGUCGUGAAGGCCGCCUACGACAUCUUGGACGAGUUGCAAGACACAAUGAAACCAGCAGCACCCGCGCGCAAGUUGACGAAGAUGAUACCACGUGGCAAUGCUCCCGAGAAGAAGAAUAUCAUGGCUGGUAAGAUGGAGAAGAUAAAAGAAGAAGUCUGCAAGCUACGGGUCGACAUGGAUGAAUUCAACCUUAUGUCAUCUGAUUCUCAUGCAAGCAUCGAGCCACCAGUUACUGAUAUAACAGAGGUUGAAGAACCAAUGAUUAUAGGAAGGGAUAAACACAUACAGAGCAUAAUGGAACGUAUAUCUGUGAAAGAAGGGCAAUACAUCAUGGUUGACAUUGAUGGCCAGCAUGGCAGCGGCAAGACAACAUUAGCACGAAUGGUUUUCAACCAUUCCCGAUUCAAAGACUACUCUCGGGUAUGGAUCCAAUGCUCGGACGAUUUUCGCUUGCAGGACAUGGGGAAGUACAUAAUUUCUCAGCUGUCAGGGGAAGAUAUCAACGGUGGUUCAAAUGAUGACAUGGAGUAUGUAAGAAAGCGACUUCACCAGCUACUUGAUACUAGCAUUAAGGUACUUGUUGUCUUAGAUGGCAUGUUUCCAUUAUCAUGGGAUGAUUGCGAGGAGUUGGAUGGUAUGUUAAGUGAAGGGGACAAUCGUAGUGAGGUGAUCUUGCUAACAACGGGCGGUUUACCGCGUUGUAAUGUAUUUGAGGAAUGUAAUGCAUUGAGUGAUGACAUGUGCUGGACAAUAAUCAAACAACGAAGUCACUUUGAAGGUAGAUCGUUUGACAAGCAAGCGAUGGAGCAGGUUGGUGCAGAGAUUGCAAAAAGGUGUCAGGGUUCACCAUUAGCAGCUGCGGUGCUUGGUGGCGUGCUACUCUACAAAGAUGCUACAGGAUGGGCGGAAGUACUGAACAGUGAUAUAUGGGCAUAUGACCGUGUCCGUAAGCCAUUCCUCAUGUUGGCAUACAUUAAUAUGCCACAGAGCUUACGGCCAUGCUUUACUUACUGUGCGAUGUUCCAACAUGGUCAGACUAUAGCUAAAGAUGAUCUGAUCUAUCAAUGGACUUCUCUCGGUCUUCUUGAGAAAUCCGACAGAUUCUCUGAGAUGCAACUUGGUGAACAGUAUAUUACGAUGCUUCUAGGCAUGUCACUUCUUCAAACAACAAUGCCGUUGUCGGAAACCCCUGACAGUGUGGUGGAACCAACUUUUUGUGGUUCUUACACUGAAUCUGAGCCGACGUGCAUGAUGCAUCAUCAGAGGCCCAAGAAGAUGGUGGAUUUUGAAGGUGCUUUGACUGGGAGGCGAUUCCUGGGUUGUCCUGUGCAGCAGGAUGUAGGUGUGAACUGUGGGGUUGUGGAGUGGGUGGAUGGUCCUUGGCCAGAGAUUCUACAAAGGUGCCUAACCAGGAUUUGGGACAUGUACCAUGAGCAGAACUUGGGAAGGGUGAAUGACAAACAAGCUCAUGAGAAAGAGGUGGCCAAGCUACAGAAGGAAAUUGAUUUCCUGUCAAACAACUACAGCCAGUUGGUGGAAGAUGUAUCCAAGCUAUUUGACUAUCAAGAUGGCAAGAUGUCUCAUGACAUGGGCUAUACCAGUCAGGCAAUCAAUGAACUAAAUGAGAAGAAGAAACAACUUAAGGAUCAGGCAAAGAUUGAGUUAAGUAUGGAGAAGAUGAAGCUUGCCAAGGAGCAAAGGUGCAUUCUUCAAAGCCAAGCAGAUAUCAUUCAGAACAUGAGGAAGGCCAUGAAGGAAGUGGAGGGGGAGAGGGACCUACUAAGGCAAGAGAAGAAGAAGCUGGAGUAUCUGAUUGCUGAUCUGCUCAAGGCUGGGCAUGCCAGCAAAGAUAAACUGGAGAGGAUCAAGGCAAUUAUGAAUGAGUGAAGUGGUUGGUGUGUGGGUUAAGUAAUUAGUAGGCCUAUAUAUAUAGCUGGCCUUGGAAUGUCAUGCAUGAUAGGUACCUAGGUGUAUAUUUUGGGAAAGUUUCAUGUGCUUUUAGAAUGGUAUGAGGGAGGGAGGUACUGUUAUGGUUUAAGAACUAGUUGGUUUUAUCUAUGAUGUAAUGAUUAUUAUGUUAAGACCUACUAUGCUAAGUGAGUACUCAUGCUAAGUUAAGUAAGUAAGAAUGUUUUAUCUA
Messenger RNA from Triticum aestivum (bread wheat), 2675 nucleotides. Its product is annotated as putative disease resistance protein RGA3. The record is from RefSeq and is a predicted model, not a curated record. Bases 257 to 2422 code for a protein of 721 amino acids. Gene Ontology annotation, molecular function: ADP binding. The transcript has 5 exons. Lineage: Eukaryota; Viridiplantae; Streptophyta; Magnoliopsida; Poales; Poaceae.